AUGGACCACACAUACAAACAUUAUCUAAAACAACAUUAUUGUUAAAACCCAACCCAAACAAAACAUCAACAAAAUUUUGUCCACCUUAACUUUUUAAAAAAUAUGUUGUAAGAAAAAAAAACAAUAAAUUGGAGGACAGAAGAACUCCACAACCCAGAAUUCGAAGGCAAAUUUGGUAGGCUUAUUUGAAGGAGAAGAAGAUGUCCGGCGGUAUUCCAGUGAAUGCAGGCAACGGAAUGCAAUGGUCCACUGGCCUCUGUGACUGCUUCGACGACAUUGGAUCAUGUUGUUGUACGAUUUGGUGUCCAUGUGUGCCUUUCGGGAGAGCGGCCGAGAUUAUUGAUGAAGGAUCAAGUUCUUGUUUGGGUCAGGCAUCGAUUUUCACUGUGAUAGCUUGCUUAACGCCCUGUAUAUGCCUUUAUACUUGCUACUAUCGUUCUCGAUUGAGGGCUAAGUAUCAACUUCAAGAAACUCCUUGCAACGAUUGUUGUGUUCACUUUUGUUGUCUGGGCUGUGCAAUGUGUCAAGAGUAUCGUGAGCUCAAGAAUCGUGGUUUCGACAUGCAUAUUGGUUGGCAAGGAAACAUGCAGAAACAAAACCAAGGAUUAGAGAUCCCGCCCGUGGUCGAAGGACAAAUGAAACGUUGAAGCUUGAAAGACUUUUAAAAAAAAAAAAGAAUGGUUGUUUCCUGUUUGCAUUUCGUUGUCUGCGUCUUUUUAUUGAGUUCCUCUUUUCUAGUGUGUUGGUUUGUGCAUGUCAAGUUUCAAUGCAGUAUGUAAGUUCAGAUGUCAAUUGUUUGGAUUGAAUUUCCAGUUCAUUUAAGACCAAUAAAUAAUACCAAUGUUCGAGUAUG
Messenger RNA from Cucurbita pepo subsp. pepo (vegetable marrow), 853 nucleotides. RefSeq names its product cell number regulator 2-like. The record is from RefSeq and is a predicted model, not a curated record. Lineage: Eukaryota; Viridiplantae; Streptophyta; Magnoliopsida; Cucurbitales; Cucurbitaceae.